AGUGUUUACGACAACUGAUUGCGAACGAUCGAAUCCGCGGAUGACCCGAGUGUUUCGCGUAUUAUUAACGCGAUCCUCCCUCCGGUGCAGUGUCUUCUUUAUCUUUGAAUCGUGCGUCGUGGGUCCGUUCGUUUCGCGUUUAAACAAAGGCAAGUGUACGGUCGAUCCGGCCAGUGAAACGUGUGCCCUAAUCUCGAAAGUUUGGGAUCAGGUGGUGGAUUUGUCGUUGAUACGGGAGUGCUUUCGUAGCGGAUCACUGGAAUAUUGCAGCGUUCGUCGUUAUCCCAUGAGGGGAUGAGCACUGGCGUGGGAGAUGGAGGUGGAGGCGGCGUUGGCGGCGUGCAGGGCAGCGGCGGCGGCAAGAACACACCGCCCCAUGGAUCGCCCACCCCCAUGGACAAGGCGACCCUCAAGGUCCAUCUGCCCAACGGUGGUUUCAACGUCGUCAAGUUCGGCGACGCCAUCGACGUGAGAGGCAUCAUCUCUCUGGUGACCAGUCGAUUGGCAGUUGGCACGAGGCACUAUCGAAAUCUCUACGCCAUGAGGCUGCAUCAUCCCGGAUCGGGAGAGAGCUACUGGUUGCACCAAGACACCACCAUGUACCAGGUUCAAGAGAAGUACGAGAAGAAACACCCCCAUUGCGAGUGGAGGUACGAGCUGAGGGUACGGUACCUACCGCAGAACCUGAACGACCUGUACGAGAAGGAUAAAGUGACGUUCUAUUACUACUACGAUCAGGUACGAAACGAUUAUCUGUGCGCGAAUCACGCGGCCCUGGACCAGGACGUGGCGGUUCAGCUGUGCUGUCUGGAGAUUCGUUACUUCUUCAAAGACAUGCCGCAAAUGGCGCUCGACAAGAAGAGCAAUCUCGAGUACCUGGAAAGAGAGGUCGGUCUGCACAAGUUUUUACCGCGAUCCGUGCUGAACGGAAUGAAACCAAAGGCGCUGCGCAAGCUGAUACAGCAGCAUUUCAAGAAGGUGGCCGCGCAGUCGGAACUGGAAUGCAUGUUCAAGUUCUUCGAUCUCCUGAGGGCGCACUACAGAUUCGACCAAGAGAGGUUCAUAUGCGCUCUGGGGUCGAGCUGGUCUAUACCCGUGGAACUAGUCAUCGGGCCGGAUUUAGGCAUAUCUUACAUGGCCCACAGGGGUGGAACGGUGCCAACGAGAAUGGCGGAGUUCUCCCAGAUACAGUCCAUACAGACGCUAGCGUCCGACUGCAAGGAACACGCGAAGGCGUGCAUCAAGUUGAGGGUGGCCGGGGCGGCGGAAACGCUCAGCAUAACGUGCUCCAGUCUCGAUCAAGCGGAGAGUCUCGCCGAUCUCAUCGAUGGAUACUGCAGGCUGGUCACCGGAAGCAACACCUCGUUGUGGAACAGAAAAGCUGCAUCGUGGAAAAACUAUCCCUGUCCAUGCAAAGACGCCCAUCCGCCCAAGUACAGACAAGACGGCACCAACAGUCCGGAGAAGAACGUCAGCAAAACGGGGACCAUAUUGUCCGAGGACUACGCGGAGAUCGUGGACGAGGAGGGAGACUAUUCGACGCCAGCCACUCGAGAUUACGAGAUAGUGAGGAACCAAGUGGAGCUGGGCGAAAUAAUCGGCGAGGGUCAGUUCGGGAACGUGCACAAGGGUUCGUACAAGGGCAGGGACAACCAGACCAUAGCCGUAGCCGUGAAAACCUGCAAAGUGGACGCGGAUCUCGCGACAUCGGAGAAAUUCCUCGAGGAAGCCUACAUAAUGCAACAGUUCGAGCACCCUCACAUCAUACGACUGAUCGGUGUAUGCUCGGAAGCACCGAUUUGGCUGGUGAUGGAGUUGGCCAGGUUAGGCGAGAUGAGAGCUUAUCUGCAAUCGAACAAACAGCGUCUGGACCUAGCCACGCUGUUGCUUUACACGUUUCAGCUGAGCACCGCCUUGUCGUACCUCGAGAGCAAGAAAUUCGUGCACAGAGAUAUCGCCGCGAGGAACGUGCUGGUGUCCGCCCACAAUUGCGUGAAAUUGGCAGAUUUCGGGCUGAGCAGAUGGGUGGAGGAUCAAAGCUACUACACGGCCAGCAAGUGCAAGUUACCGAUCAAGUGGAUGGCCCCGGAGAGCAUCAACUUCCGGAGAUUCACCACGUCUUCCGACGUCUGGAUGUUUGGCGUGUGCAUGUGGGAGAUUUUGAUGCUGGGCGUGAAGCCGUUCCAAGGUGUGAAAAACAACGAGGUGAUCCGCAAGCUCGAGAACGGGGAGAGACUGGCGCUGCCCAAUCACUGCCCCCCGCGAUUGUAUUCACUGAUGUCUCAGUGCUGGAGUUACGAGCCUAGCAAGCGACCAACGUUCAAAGAAAUCAGGGAAACGUUGCAUGAGAUUCUGUUGGAAGAGAAACAUCAACAGCAGGAAACGAUGAAACGAGAAAACAGGAGAGUUCAAGCCAUGUCUUGGGGUGCAGACGACGUACCGCCGCCGAAACCAUCGAGGCAACCGCAAAACACGACGGACCAAUCUCAGCUAACGGCCGCGGCGCCUGUUUCCACCUAUAUCGUGGCUCAAAGCCCCGAGGUUCUCGCGCAACUUCUCAAGGACAAUCAAACCAGGGGGGUAUGUCCCUCCGUGUACACGACACCCGCCUCCCCCUUCAACACCUUGGCGGUGCAGUUCCAAGACGAAGACCAAGUCUUGACCACCGCCCUGGUCUCCGACCUGCCCUUCUUCGAUCCGACCAUCUCCGAACCGUCCGCCUCCCACGACACCCAUUCCGGGGACUCGACCCUAUCCGACACGAACCUGGACUCGCUCGAGUCCUCGGACGUUCCGUCCCUCGUGUCCAGCCUGAACAUUUCAGAGACUGCACAAGCCCAAUCACCCGCUGCUAGCAAAAAGCAGCAGAAGGUUAAAGAGAUGCAAAAUUUGUACGCGGUCAGCUCGAAAGUGGUCGGUAGCAUUACAGGCGAUCUUUACUCGCCCGUGCAGAAGUUCACAGCGUCGAGCGGCGUCCCGGUGACGACCGCCGCGUCCGGCUGCGGCGAGAUCUACGGCCCGGUGGCCAAUUUCACCCAGAGCUCCGCCAUCGUCGGCAAUCUGAGCCAGAGCCCGAGCGUGGGCGGUAACUUCGGCGAGAAUCCGGGCAACUUCGGGCCCGGCAGCCUGAACAAUAUGGCGUCGGUCGGUCAGCCUCAGAUCGCCACCAGUUACAGUCAAUUCCCCGGCGCUGGCGCGGGUCAAGUGUUCGGUGUAGGUCAACCGGUCGGUCAGAGUUCACGCGCGACCGUCGGUUCGUCCAACGCUAACGUGCCCACGUCCAACGCGGAAUGUCUGUACGGUCCGGUGCUCAAGUUCCGCGCGCAGAACGCGCCCGACCCGAUGUCCGCGAACGCGCCCGUCGUCGGCUGCGUCCAGAAUCCGCGAGGGAACGUGGCGCACGUCGCGACGACCGGGCAGAGUCUGCAGCCUCAGCCGAUGAUGAUGCACGCCCAGAAUUACCAACACCAGCAGCAAAUCUAUUCGAACAUCAGUCAUCCGGGGCCGCAGACGGUGUACCUGUCGCAGUCCCAGCACGCCCAGAACAUCCAACGUCAGAGCAAUCCCGUGCACUCGGCUUCUUACGUGACGGCGCAACACUCUGGCCAGCAGUGCCAGCCGAGCGGCGCCAACCCGAUUUACACGGGCCACGCGACCUCCGUCACGGUGGUGCAGUCGCAGAAGGUGCAUCCGGGUCACGCGUACGCGCAACAGAUCCAACAGACUGGAAUAGCCAGUCACGUGGCCAGCUCGCAAUCGUCCAACGUGAAUCAGCAAUUGUCGUUCGGCGUGCUGGGCCCGGGUCAUCCGGUACAGCCGCAACCGUCCACCGGUAUGCAGCAUCAGCACCACGUUCAUCCGUGCACGUCUAGCUACGUGGUCGUCGGCCAACAAUCGAGCGUCGCCGCUCAGUGCAACGUUACGAAUCCGGUAACGAGCGCGUCGAACGCCACGCAGUAUCUCGCCUGCCAGCCGGGAAUCGUUAAGACUAGCGCGCCCCAGCCGGCGACCGGUGUCGCGAAAAUCACCACGUACGUAGCGCAAAAGCAAGACGAACAGCUGACUAGCUCCACAGACGGUACGCUCUCCGGAUCUCUGAUAUCCUCCGCUGUCAGCGACAGCACGAUGUCGUCGAGCAGCUCGAUGACAGAGGAGGCGCAUCAAGACCAGAGAGCUGUGCAAUCACAGCUGUUGGACAGCGUUACAGAAAACUUCAACAGCGGCAUCGACGACGAACAAAAGCUGCUUGAACAGCGGCUGUUGCAACAGCAACGCCAGUCGGAAGAGGACAGUCGCUGGUUGGCUAGAGAAGAGAAACGUUUAUCUAUCGCGACAAGCGGCGAUGAAAGUGCCAGUCCUCCGGUUCCUCGUUCAGUCACCCAAUCACCAAAUCAUGAACAGCACAGCACCAAUACUGGCUCAUUGGGUUCUGACAAGGGCACUGAUAAAGUGAUCGUUGUGAAGAAAAUGGAGCCUACUCCAACCGCGGAUUUGGACAGAACCAACGACAAAGUAUACGAUUGCACUACGAGUGUCGUCCGUGCCGUAAUGUCUCUGUCUCAAGGCGUUCAACAAAGCAAAGCUGAACAAUACUUGGAACUAGUACGGAAAGUAGGCAUCGAGUUGAGAACACUCCUAUCGUCCGUGGACGCUCUGAUGGACAUAUUACCCAUAUCUGCUCAUCGAGAAGUAGAAAUGGCGCAUAAAGUUCUCAGCAAGGACAUGGCGGAACUGGUGACCGCCAUGAAACAGGCUCAGAAGUACAGCGCUACUACUUUGGACGCGGAGUACCGAAAACGAAUGUUAUCGGCAGCUCACAUCUUGGCAAUGGACGCGAAGAACUUGUUAGACGUGAUCGACUCGAUACGCAUUCGCUAUCCGUACGUGGACAAUCAGAUUUGCCAAAAGCAAAACGACGUUAGCGUCCCGCAGGAAUCUGCACCGGAAGGUCGUAUCCGUUCCAGCCAGUCUGGCGAACAGUUUCUAAGAAGAAGUCAGUCGACCGAACGCCAAGGCACCACGUUCAGACAGAGCCAAAGCGGCGACCUUCUUCACAGAAUGGGCCAGUCGGUCGAUCGUUCUCUGCAGGAUAGCCAAAGCGACGUUAGCAGCGGCUCCAGCCUCGAGCGAAGGCAUCCUAUUGUCACGAACAGUCUCGAACGUAAUUCGACAACACGACGACAGAUGGCGACGAAUAGCUUAGAAAGAAAAAGACCAUCGUUAUCGUGUAAUAUCAGUCCUAUGAAUAAUUCGGUGAAUCUGCCGCCAAUGGUGCCGGUUACCUGUAAUUUAGUCCAAACAGUAGGACCUGUAAUUCAUCCAAGUCAGACAGUCGCGACAGGUAUUAGUCAACAAUCGGUGUUUGGUUCUAACAAUAAAACGCCAAACGAAACUGCGACAAGUGAUAGCUAACAACGAGGUGCCUUGUAUUAAGGAAUACUUCGAAGAGAUAUUAGUUUGUAUGUACAUAGACGACAUCGUACAAGUUACCCGUCUACAUCUCGCGCAUGACUCAGCAGCAGGAGAUUUAGUAUUUGUGCUUUAUAGCUCUUUUUAACACUAUACAGACUUGGUCUAAACGUACUUAUAGAUAGGACAGUAUUCGUUAGAUGUAGCAGUAGAGGAAUUAUCAUUAAAAGUAAGUCACAGCUAUAAAGAAAAUCACUCCAAAGCUUUAGAAUUAUUGUUAAUUUGUUAUUGUAUAACAACCGCGUAUAUAGGGUGACGCAAAAGGCACAGUCCUCAAACAGAGGAUUGUAAUCGCACUCAAUU
Molecule: messenger RNA, 5772 nt
Organism: Colletes gigas
Lineage: Eukaryota; Metazoa; Arthropoda; Insecta; Hymenoptera; Colletidae
Gene: Fak
Product: focal adhesion kinase 1
Exons: 23
Coding region: 295-5412 (1705 amino acids)
Biological process (GO): signal complex assembly; protein phosphorylation
Cellular component (GO): focal adhesion; cytoskeleton
Molecular function (GO): ATP binding; protein tyrosine kinase activity
Source: RefSeq, a predicted model, not a curated record